AUGGGAGCAGAUGGCGGUACAAUCCCGAAACGUUGCGAGCUUGUAAAAAAGAAGAAAAAAAAGGAGAAACUGGAUAAGGAUGUAGCGAACGCGACACGAUGGCGACUAUGUCGGCUAAGCCAAGAACCGCUGAAGAGACCGAUUGUAGCAUGCAAAUUGGGGAACUUAUAUAAUAAAGACGAAGUUCUCAAAUCUAUUUUGUCGAAGAAAAUUGGUAGUUGUGAAGUGGCAAAGCACAUCAAAGGUUUGAAAGAUAUUAAGGAAUUGAAGCUAACGGAUAACAAAGAAUACAGGGAGAGUGGAGCUGACAAGGGAGAUAUCUACAAAGACCAUAAUAUUGCGCCAUUUUGCUGUCCAGUUACCGGGAUUUCAAUGAAUGGCAAUCAUCCAUUCACCGUUAACUGGAGAUGUGGAUGUGUCAUCUCGGAAAAAGCAAUUGAAGAAGUAAAACCAGAUGUAUGCCAUGGUUGCGGAGGUCCAUUCAGCAAAGACGACCUCAUUCUGCUUAAUCCCCCUCAGGAUGUCCUUGAGAUUUAUAAGAAGCUGGAAGAGGAACGACUAAAACGAAAAUUAAGCAAGGUACCAAAAUCAACAGAGAAAAAGUCGAGUGCUGCAAGUAAAAUGGAGGAGAUCGGAUCUACUCAGAAAAAAGAGAAAGUAAGAGAGAAUAAAAAAGAGACGGCAACAUUGAUCAAUUUUGAAGGGUUGCUUAGAAAAGCGGAGAAACGGAAAGCCGAUAAAAUCAGUUCAAUUCAGGAUUCAAAUGCAUCUGCAGCAUACAAGUCACUGUUCACGACAUGUGAAGAAGCAAAACAUAAGCCAGAACCACACUGGAUAACGCAUAAUCCACUCUUUUACUGA
Molecule: messenger RNA, 861 nt
Organism: Cercopithifilaria johnstoni
Lineage: Eukaryota; Metazoa; Nematoda; Chromadorea; Rhabditida; Onchocercidae
Source: the annotation of a GenBank genome assembly